GAACCGCUUAAAUCUUAAGCCACUUUCUGAUUUUUUUAAGGAAACUUUUUUACAUUAAUUUAUAGCAAGCACCUUAAAUUGAAAAAGAAAAUCUUUUUUAGCCAUCCACUACACUCCUGCUGAGUGAUGGCAGCUUGACAAGGGCCGUGCCACUCGAAACCGCGAUGAUGAGUGAACAUCCGCUGCAUCACCCUCUGCACGUGACCCGCUCCACUCCCCUGCACUGCACGGCACACACACACUCUCUCUCUGAUCAGUCAUCGCCACCGGACCACCGUCACGCGGAGCUCUCUCCUACUCUCCUCUUCCCCUCUAAAACCCCACGAAAUCGCCGAAAGGAGUAGCGGACGCAGCCCCCACCACCACUUGUUCAAUCUCUCUCCUCUCCCGUCUCGCCUCCCGGAGCGCAAGAAAAGCUCGGAUUCCUGGUGGUUUCUACCAUCCUCCGUCCUCGAUCUGAGCGUUGCCUGCUUCCCUGCCCCCCCGCUCAGAUGUCCGCCUUCCGUGUCCUGUAAAAUCUUUCGCCGCGCAGCAAUCUCCCCCCACUUGUCGGCUGUCCUGCUGCUGCUGCUGCCAAUGGCGACCAAGGGAGGGAACGCAAGGGGCGUUCCGGUGGGGGCGCUGCUGGUGGCCGCGCUCCUCCUUAGCUCCUUGGUUCCCACCUCCGCGUCCUCGUACCCCGCAAGGGUCGUGAGCGGGUUCCUCUCCAAUGCGGCGUCGGCGGUGGUGAAGCGGCUGUGGUCGCUCAAAUCCACCACCAAGACAGCAGCGAGCGGGGGAAAGUCUAUGGUGAAGUACGAGGGCGGGUACACUGUGGAGACGGUCUUCGACGGCAGCAAGCUGGGGAUCGAGCCCUACUCCGUGGAGGUCACCCAGAGCGGCGAACUACUCGUCAUGGACUCCAUGAACAGCAACAUCUACAGGAUGGCGCUGCCGCUGUCCCGAUAUAGCAGGCCAAAGCUUGUUGCCGGUUCUCCCGAAGGAUUUCCUGGUCAUGUUGAUGGGAAGCUGCGAGAGGCGAGGAUGAACCAUCCGAAGGGAUUUACAGUGGAUGACAAGGGUAACAUCUAUGUGGCUGAUGCCAUGAACAUGGCUAUUAGAAAGAUCAGUGAUACAGGGGUUACAACUAUUGCUGGGGGAAAAUCAGGCAGAGGAGGGCAUGUUGACGGGCCAAGUGACGAGGCAAAAUUUUCUACUGAUUUUGAAGUUCGUUACAUUGGCAGUAGCUGCUCGCUUCUGGUGAUUGACAGAGGAAACCAAGCAAUCCGGGAGAUUCAGCUCCACUUUGAUGACUGUGUAUACCAGUAUGAAGCUGGUUUUCCUCUAGGAGUGGCACUACUUCUUGCUGCCGCAUUCUUUGGCUACAUGCUUGCACUGCUCCAACGCCGAGUUUUAGGGAUGUAUUCAAAUGGAGAUGAGCAGGAAGACGAGAGUCCAGUGAAAGCUAAACUAUCUAGCAUCCCACCUCCGUACCAGAAGCCACUGAAGUCUUCUCUUCGCCCCCCGCUGAUUCCAAAUGAUGACGAACCCGUGAAACAAGAGGAGGAAGGGCUCUUCACGUCGAUUGGCAAACUCGUGGGUGUAGCAAGAUCAUCAGUCGCAGAGAUCGUCGGCGCCACAUUCUCCAGAAAGAAGCGAGUGAACGUUCACCACCACCAGCUGGGCAGGCCGACCUCGUGGCCAGUGCAAGAGAGCUACGCCAUCCCGCGGGACGAGACCCCGCCGCCACUGGACACGAGGGCGCCGACCCCACGCAAGAGCUACGCCUUCAUGUCAAAGGAGCCGGAGAAGAUCCACCACAUCCGGCACGGUCGGCCUCAGUCACACGGCUGGACCGGAGAAGCUGCUGCUGCUCCUCAGCAGCAGGCGGCGUCGCUGCCGCCGCAGCAGCAGCAGCAGCAGCAGCAGGUGCAUCACCAGCAGUACCACAACAGGCAGUACUCGGCCGGGCCGCAGACCUUCUACGAGCCGAGCUGCGAUGCGGCGAAGGAGAUCGUCUUCGGAGCCGUGCAGGAGGGGGACACCGGCCGCCGCCGUCCCGUGGAGAUCAAGCCCGUGAACCACGGCGACGUGGCGCCGUUCGAGCUGAACGGGCUGCGGUUCCGCAGCAGUUACGGCAUGGGCUAAACCAGUGGCAAUAAGCAGUCGAGGAAGAGAUCUAUUGUUGCCUCCGUCCGUCCUAGUAGUGUUUUGGCGUCCUCCGUUGUACUGGUAGCUGCCUGUAAAGUGUAAGGAAAAGAGAGGGAGCGAUAUAGAGAUAUCAGUGCACUCGAGGGGAGCAUUUGACAAGUGCAACGGAGAAGUUGGGAGUUUUGGUAGGAAGAGCUUGGUCAUCAUCAUGGUUAUUGGACUCUUUACUGGCGGUGAUAUAUAUAAUAUAUGUAUGUAUAUGCGUUUUGAUCUCA
Messenger RNA from Zea mays, 2405 nucleotides. RefSeq lists its product as uncharacterized. Bases 577 to 2127 code for a protein of 516 amino acids. The record is from RefSeq and is a predicted model, not a curated record. Lineage: Eukaryota; Viridiplantae; Streptophyta; Magnoliopsida; Poales; Poaceae. The transcript is spliced from 7 exons.